Messenger RNA from Acipenser ruthenus (sterlet), 1644 nucleotides. RefSeq names its product protein sprouty homolog 3-like. Lineage: Eukaryota; Metazoa; Chordata; Actinopteri; Acipenseriformes; Acipenseridae. Bases 655 to 1500 code for a protein of 281 amino acids. The record is from RefSeq and is a predicted model, not a curated record. Gene Ontology annotation, cellular component: cytosol; membrane. The transcript is spliced from 2 exons. Gene Ontology annotation, biological process: negative regulation of MAP kinase activity; multicellular organism development; animal organ development.
GCCUCUGGGAGUGCAAAUGGGCUAUUCAGUUUCGGCUUGAUGACGCCACUUAGCCAUUAACUAUCUCUAGCAAAUUUAUAACCCAAAGCCAGUCCCCACCUCCUCACCAUUCACAUCCUACAUCCCCUCCCGAUCACUCACCCUCUCGCUCCCUCACACACACACACACACACACAGACACACACACACACACACACUCACACACACAUAAGCACAUCCCACACUCACUGGCAGACUUUAAACAGACCUUUAAGAAUAAGAAUAUAUACACAAGCAGCUGAACAGAGAGAGGAACAGAGAGAUAGCAUCCAGCCUUUAAACUAUUUUUGAGGGAAAACAUCAGUGUUGUUUACCAACAAAGGGACUAUUUCUUUCAGGAUUUGGAGGAAAAAAGUACCAGGAUUUUGUUAAGAUUUUUCUUUUUUUUGUGGUUGUUUUUGAGAUGUUUGCAGAAGAUUCUGGGUUUGUAUUGAUUGGACUGUCUGGGUGCUUUGAAAAGGAUAAGAACAUUCAAGGUUGACUAGGGGGAUUUCUCUGUCUGCUAAGUGAACUCUCGCCAGUAUGGAUCUACAUUGUUACAGAGGUUUCUCAGAUGUACCCUGAUACCAGAUCCUGAGUGACCAGCACAGCUCAAGGAAACUCAACAGCUGACUGAUGAUGGAGCCAGACCUGGUAGACCUGCAGCAGGUGCAGGUUCUUUCCAUCGACCAGAUCCGCUCCAUCAGGGCCCAUAAUAACUAUGUGGACCGGCCCAUAACAUCCACUACCCAGUCCAACCCGUCCAUCUCUCAGCAGCAUCAGAAAAUUGAGUGGACCCAGGAACGGCAAGAUCUCCACCGUAGCCAAAGCCAUCACCACCAUCCUCAUCACAGCCACCAAACCCCAUCCAGCACAGUUAGUUCAGUUUCCUGGAGCAGCACAGCGUCCGAACAGAGAUUGCUGGCUGGCCUUACCCCUUCUCAUUCUGGCCCUGUCAUUAUCCGGAUUCAGCCCAAGGGUGAAAUAAAGCCAGAAGAUCUGGUGAAAGGUGUGGUGGACAGUCCAGACCUUAGCCGGCACCUCUUUAUCUGUGAGCUCUGUGGGAAAUGCAAGUGUGAGGAGUGCAGCACCCCUAGAACCCUUCCAUCCUGCUGGCUCUGUGGACAAAGGUGUCUCUGCUCCCUGGAGAAUGCUGUGGAGUAUGGCACCUGUCUCUGCUGCGUUAAGGGAAUCUUCUACCACUGUUCCAGCGACGAUGAAGACAACUGUGCCGACCAGCCCUGUUCUUGCAGCCAGGGCCAGGCUUGCUCCCGUUGGACAACCAUGGGCCUCCUCUCUGUCUUUUUGCCCUGUCUUUGCUGUUACCUCCCUGCUAAGGGCUGCCUCAAGCUCUGCCAAAGAAGCUACGACCGGGCUAAGAGGCCUGGCUGCCGCUGCAGCAACACCAACACGGUUUGUCGGAAGAUCUCCUCCUCCUCAGGCCCAACACCCUUCCCAAAAACUCUGCAGAAGCCUGUAUGACCUCCAAAUGUGGCACUGAAAGACAAAGGAUUCCCAAACCAUAGGGUCAUAUUAGUCUAACCAAACAAAAACUUUAAAACAAUAAUAUAAAAAAACAGACCGGUAACUUAUAAAAAUACCGUAUAACGUUGCCUUUUUUGGGGG